Messenger RNA from Micropterus dolomieu (smallmouth bass), 6386 nucleotides. RefSeq names its product transcription factor 19 (SC1), like (gene tcf19l). Gene Ontology annotation, biological process: regulation of gene expression. Gene Ontology annotation, molecular function: protein binding. The record is from RefSeq and is a predicted model, not a curated record. Gene Ontology annotation, cellular component: nucleus. NCBI's taxonomy places the organism in Eukaryota, Metazoa, Chordata, Actinopteri, Centrarchiformes, Centrarchidae. The transcript is spliced from 6 exons. The coding region runs from base 951 to 2624 and encodes 557 amino acids.
CAAAGGACUUCCUCCUGGGAGGAAGGGAGGCGAAAAGCUGCACCGAAGUCUGGCAAGCAACGGCGGAUAAAAUCCUGCAGAAACAAUAAAAUGUAUGUAAACUUGACGAGUUAAACCCGCUGGUUGAGCAGUCGACGGCGUUUUGAGGAGAAACUCACAUAAACUCGAUGUGAAGCUGAGUUAUUAUUAUCAGACAGUCCUCAGCCGUUACACCCUGUCAGGCUUCCCACCUGUGAGGCAGCUGAUGUCAAUUGAUGUCAGGAGCCUGGGAUUUUAAUCUCACUCACACACACAUGCAGGCUCAGAUGACAGCUGUUCAAACCUGAACAUAUUAAACGUCAGAAAUCUUAAAGCUAAAAGUCACGGCUGUCAAGUUUUCUGGCAGGUUUACUUUUCAGGGUUUUGCUGUUUACUGCACCCUUUUGAAUUAGCAGCACAGCAACACACAGGCUGUCCCCAUUACUGAAGCUCUUUAUUCUCAAAUCCACCGUCUUAUAGCCUCCUCUCCAUGGGGGUUUGAGGUCUGUUUGAGUUUGAGCUCAUAACACUGUGCAGACGCUCAAUUCUACACUUCACCAACUUAUACAGUUACUCUAUAUCUUCAUUAUUUAUUCAUGUAUUCACAGCAGGACACAAGUCAUCAGCUUUCCAUACUAAUGCAAGCAUCUGUUGCUACAAGCUGCUGCACCUGCCUGUAACCUUCACAAUCAGUGCUUCCACGCCUAUUUUUUAGAAUAUUUUAUCUUGCUUCAAUUUAGCUUUAUGAAAUCAGUCAGCACUCUUUGGUUAAACCCAAAUGCAUUCACUUUAAGUGCUGUGCACUAGCAAAUAUUUGCAUCACACAAUGGAAUACAACCUUCUGUAGCUCAGGGCCUGUCACAGAUAGGGUUGUGGCCUCUGGGUUGAGCAGGUGAGGGCUUAGCGGUGGCAGACAAUCAAACCCUUCAGUCAUGCUGUCCGGGGUGCAGCCAUGCUUCCAGUUGCUUCGGAUCGGUUCGUCAGCUGGAGUCUCGGCGCGGGACCUGUACACGUUCAGGCCGACGCUGAGCCACUCUGUGUUCCGUCUGGGCCGGGCGGCGGAGCUGUGUGACGUCACGCUGGACUCUACGUCGGUGUCCCGAAUCCACGCUGAGCUGCAUGCAGAGAAGGAGGGGAGCGGAGGUGACGCAGCUGCACAGGAGGAGGGCUGGAGGGUCCACAUCAAAGACAGGAGCAGUCAUGGCACCUGGGUCAAUGAGGUCCGACUCCAGCCGGGCAUCCUGUGGGAGCUCUCAGACAGCGACACGCUGGUCUUCGGUGGCCAGUCGGCUCCAGGGAGCCCAGAGUUCUACUUCCUCUUCCAGAAGGUCAAAGUUCGUCCGCUAGAAUUUGAUGCCAUCACAAUUCCAAAGGCGGGCACCUUCUCCUCCGACUUACAGAACCGGAUCAGAACCAAUCUGGACCGAAAGGUGGCCACCAACCUGGACCUGUCCAAGCUGUCCAUCAACCGGGCCACAGUCAUCCUCAACUCCAUCGGCAGUCUGAGUAAGAUGAAGGGCAGCGCCUGGACCUUUAAGAGGAGCCACAGCCACGAGGGAACCGUCUCGGACCCCGGCUCCUCCUCCUCUCCACCUCUGGCCGUGGGCUUCGCCUCUCUGCUCCCUCCCUCCACACCUCCUUCGUUCUCCUCUUCAGCUUCAGUCCCUUCGACAAAGUCCCUCCAGCAGACCUCCAGGAACAGGAGGAAGUCGGCUCACACUGUGCUCCUCGAGGACGACAGCUCAGAUGAGCCCAGAAGUCGAGGAGCUAUAGCAGGAGUCAUGGAGGACGGACAGAGAGCGAGGGGGAAGAAGAGGAGGCGGCUCUACAAGUCUGAGUCAGAUGGUUUCAACUCUCCUCCUCUGCAGCUUCAGCCCAAGAGCCACAACGACGUCCCGAGGCCGCUGGAGGCCAAGCCCUUCCCCGUUGGCAUCAGGACCAUUGGCAGUUUCCACGGCGCCAUGACGAACAGCAGACUCAACCACCAGCUCAUCCAGACAUCGUUCACCAACCCUGCUAUUCACAAGCAAGAGGUGCAGACGAUGCACCGGGUCCAGACGGUGAUGCGCGGCAACAUCGCAGCUUUCCGCCAACAGAAACCUGCCCACAGUUCUCCUACAGCGCAGAGAGGCAGGCGGAGGGCUCACAGCUCUCCGGUUUUCUCCCCUUUGGUGGUGGGAGGGGAGAACUAUAGCCACGCCUCACCUUCAGUGAGGAUCCGUACAGAGGAGCGAGGCAGAGUGCAGUUAAAUAGAUUUCACCAUCCAGCAAGCAAGCGACGUGGCCGCCCCAGAAAACACCCUCUCCCUCCCCGGCCUUCUCUGCCCUCUCCAUCCUCCUCGUCCUCCUCUUCCACCUCCUCUGCGUCCUCAUCCUCCGGCUCCUCCUCUUCCUCCUCUGAGGAUGAUGACGAUGAGGAAGACGAGGAGGUGGCGACCGGGGUGGUGGAGCCCUGCGCGGCGCCGCAGUGUCGGCUGCCCCAGCAGGACACGGUGCAGUGGAUCCAGUGCGACGUGUGCGACGCCUGGUACCACAUAGACUGUCUGCACAUCGACCGCAAGAAGCACGUCGACCCCAACGCUGACUUCCACUGCGGAUGUCGCUGAUAUAACAGCAACCUAGUUUGUGACAGUAAAAUAAAAUGCUCCAGUUUAGACGUUCAAGUUACCUCACUUUUCUCCCUUAAAUGUUUGUCCUUCAGGCGCACUUGUGGAAAUCAACAGAUUUCAUUAAAGACAGGCUACUACUUUUUCUUCUAAUGUCCACUGAGCUGUUCUAUCUAAGCGUGCAGUGCUUUUCUCUCACCUCAACAGCAACGGGUGACAGCAAGAAAAAUAGUUGCCUUCAGUUUUUACAUCCAGAUCUUCCCAAGUUUGAGGAUUUGUGACCCAACAUUCACACAGCUUCAUCACAAACGUAUUACCCACUCAGUUUCAGGGCUCGGGCUUUGGAGAUAGAGGCAGAACUGUAAUGAAAUGUCUCAGGUCGGAUUUCAUCAUGGCUUUUGAAUGCCUCGAGAGAUGCGAUCAGUGCGGGAAAACAUGAUCUAGUGUUUCUGAGUACGCUCCCACCGAGGCUGUUGUUGACCAGCGGGCAGGCAGCAGCAAGAUUAAUGAAAUGUUGCAGAUCAGGCUGCCACAGCAGGAGUCUACAAAGGGCGAUUGAGCUUUCUUGAUGUGUCAGUGCAGCCACAUUGACUGUUUUAGUGAUCAGGCCAGCUUUUUAGGGCAGAAUAGUGCCUUCAGUGAUCCCCAACCCCUUCCCCCAAGUGAUAAUAAAAAUGUUUUGGUACAGCUUUCCUGGGUGGCAGCUGCUGUCUAGGAGUGGGCGUGUGAUGUUUCAAGACAAUUAAACUCCAGGAAAUGUCAACAGACUUCUAUUGUUGCUGCUGAUGAGAGGUGCUCUGGGGAUGAUAAUCAAAUGUUUGAAGGCACUUCUUGCAGAAGCAGCUGCUGGAUUUGGAGGGUGGAUGUGUGUACUGUGGGACUGUGUUGUUAAAAGAUGUCUGAGUGCAGCCUGGGAGUGUGGCUGCUACUGGUUUGGGGAGAUUCAUUACCAGUGAAAUGUCAUGAAAUGUUCUCUGCUGAUUUCGCAGGAUAAACAGAAAUGAUAUCAUCGUCUCUGCUUGGUGGGUUGAGACUUGAUGUCACAGAUGAUUUUACAGUCUUCUCUUCAGAUCAGUCUCCACCUUAAGAGUCUCAUCACACUACUGAACUCUUGGGCCAGAGUGGUGUCCUGGGUGAAACGGCUGAACUUGACUGAACUGUUCUCCACUACUGAACAGUAGAUGUUCACGUAUGUUUGCUCAAGAGCUGCUUGAGUAAGAUCAAAUCAAAAUGUGGAGCUCCAAAUUCUCUUAAGCACCUUUCCAUUAUUUAAUUCUGAAUUAUAAGUCUGGUUGGCUCACCUGGACAAAAACUCUCUCUUUGUAAUUAGAGGAGUAAACAUUUUACCUUCUGGCACACUUGUUCAAUCUCUGUAAUAGUUCUUAUCCAAAGCUCUUUAGAGAAUAUAGUCUGGGGAGUUUACUUAUUUUUUUUACUUUGGUCAUACCACUAUGGCAGACCUGCAGUUUUUUGAGUGAGAGGAAAAUGGGAGGAAAUGUAGAAAGUCUUGAGCAAUACAUUAGAAAAAAAAAAAAAACUUUAAAAAACUAUUUCUUGAACUUGUUAAUGGCAUGUUAUGACUAAUGAUUGCUUUCUGCAAUGUCAAAUCAGAUUUUCUCCAUCUUUGGCUUUACUGAAGCUUAGAGACUGAUUACACAGUGACUCUUGUGCUACUUCACUGCCUUCUCUCGGCAGGAUGGUUAGCUGCGCUAACUAAAUCAUUGCUCAAGUAGCUGUUGAGAAGAAAACAUCUGAUAACUGGGUUGGGUUCAGUUCAUUUCCAAUCCAAAACAGUGUUUGUGAGAUCCAUAAACCCGUGUUUAAUGUAGUUAAUAAAUGUAGUGUUGCUAGACAUACAGCUCUUAGUUUCACUUGAAAUAAUUUAAUUGACACUUUGAGGUUUUGACAGAAUAUCACCAUGAUAACAACCUACACUUUUUAAAUUGUAUUUAAGGUUACGUCACCUCACUGCAGUAAUACAAGAUCAAUUAUAUAGGAAUUAAUCUAAUAGCCUAAUACAAUAAUACAGAUUGUAAGGACCUGUUUGGACCUGUUGACCAGUUGUUACUGAAAUGUAAAAAAAAAAAAACGUUUUUGAGUUUUCUGUGUUGAUCUUAAGUCUGUUGUAUUCUGGUUUUGUAUGUCUUAAUUGUCUAAAUUUAUUUUCUUUGCAGUUUCAUCUGCCUGUAAAGACGCACAUGUUGCAUAUUGUUUUUGUCUCAAAUGUUGAGCUCUAAAGAUAUUUAAAUGUCUGUCUGUUAUCCAAGCUUGACUCAAAGAGAAGCGCCAUCUUCACCGCAUCACUUAUUUUGGUUGCAGCGUCAUGCUGUGUGCACCUUUUUUCUCCCCUCUUUAAAUUUGCGUGCCAAACAGUUGUAAAGGUCUUUUAAAACGAUGUUUUCCCAAACUACAGUUACAGUUAAAUGAUCUGCAAUGUGCAGCCGGUGAGAUACUUUAUAAUUGGCAAGAAGGUAAAUUUGGCAGUGUGAUAGAAACUGUAACAACCAGAAACAUUGAGAAAAGGCAAUUUUCAGUGCAAAUUACUACUGAAGCCUCAGCUCAUUUAAUGUGUCACACGGCUGUUUGUAUCCUAAAGUUAAAGAUACUGUCAACAUUUUGAGGCAAUGCAGAUGGACAGUUUUAAGAACAUCCUGAGGUUGACAGUGGAGCUGCAAUAGUUGAUUAAUAGAUUAACCAUUUGUAAAAAAAAUGUAAUCGAUUAAUUAUUUGUUAUUUAUUGAGCAAAAAGGCCAAAAAUAAGAUGAAGAAUCUGCUGCUUUUCUGUUAUGAAUAAUUUUAAAUUUAUUCUCUUUGGGUGUUUUGUUGAACAAAACAAGCCAUUUCAAGAGAUUAUCUGACUGUCGGGGUAAUUGUAAUUUGUAAUUCACAAUAUUUUGAUAGUAGAAAUAACUAAAAUAAUGGACAUUUAAUCAUAAUUGAAAAUAAUUGUUAGCUGCAAACCUGGAUUUAUAACAGUGAAGCUUCCAAUAGCUGAUAUUUCAUCGUGAUCAAAAUCCACAACACUUCACUUUACGUAACGACAAAUAAAUGAACAGUCAACUUCAUUCAUGUUUGACGAAUAUCAAACUUCCCUGCCGUAUUUAUAAACUGCUGUUAUGAUAACGAAACAAGCAUCGUCAAAGUCAUCAGUUGAACACCAGUUGACUACUGUCUGAUAUUUGAUAAAUCAGCCUUUCAUAUUGAUAACCACAUGACUAACAGUUCUUUGCAGAGCUGCAGUAUUUGCCAUGUGCAUUGCCUCAAAGACAAACAACUUACAUCCUUUAAGGCCAAGAUUGAUCAUUGCACUGUUGUGAUCACGUCACUGUCUCAGUAUUUCAUUUGUGCCAUCUGCAAAAGCAAAACCUAUAGAGCCUUCAAGCAUUGACAAUUUUUACUCAGUUAAUUAUUCUGUGUAAAUAGUGUUAAAAUCCCUAAAUACUGGACUCUUAAGAAGAAAGCACCCUUAGAAAUGAGGUCAGACAUCUUUAUUCAAAGGAAUUGUUUUCUAAAUCAGGGCACAUUUCAUAGAUCAGUUUUUCGCAAAGCUCCAAAGCAGAGGUUCACAGGACUUUGUUUUUUUUUCAUUUUUUUUUUCACACUGCCUUCACUUUAAUUAUCACAUUGAAAUGCAGAAACACAGCACAGUUUGACAUUGUUGGUUUUGCCGGGUUGUACAGAAUUAAACCAAUUGUCAUACUUCUCUGAGAUGCUGUCAGCAUCAAAGUUAUCAGGGAAGAAAUAAAGAAUAUUCAGAAAAUG